UUUAAGGCAUGUUUUCAAACAUUUAAUGUAUUUUAAUAUUUUUGAAAUCACUAUAACAUGUGUACCACUUAUGACAUGUGAUUAUCAAUGAAAAUAUGGAUAAAGAAGACAAACAUAAGAGUCAUCAGAAAAGACAAAGUGGCAGAAAAGCAGACAAAAAGAAGUUGAAUGCAAAUAAUGCCAAUAAUAGUGACACAAAUGUCACAAAUAGUCAGAAGAAGAAUAGUAAGGCUUUUGCCAUCAAAUCUGCCGUUAAGGCCGAGAGACAGUUCAGACGUAAACAAGACUUGACAGCAAAGAGGGAACAGUUGCCAACCGUUGAUAGGACACCACUAGAACCGCCACCAUUUGUUGUGGCAGUAGUUGGUCCACAAAAAGUGGGUAAAUCGACAUUAAUUUCAUCGAUACUGAAGAAUCUGAGCCGAAGUAAAUUGUCUCAAAUGGUUGGUCCCAUCACUUGUGUGGCCGGAAAGAAACGCCGAUUGACUCUUAUUGAGUGCAAUAAUGAUAUUAAUUGUAUGAUAGAUGUGGCAAAAGUAGCGGAUUUGGUGUUACUUAUGGUUGACGCCAGCUUUGGCUUCGAGAUGGAGACCUUUGAGUUCUUAAAUAUCUGUCAAUCGCAUGGAUUUCCAAGAAUUAUGGGUGUAUUGACUCAUUUGGAUGUUUUUAAAAAUCCGAAAUCAUUGCGCAAAACAAAGAAGAUUUUGAAACAUCGUUUUUGGACUGAAAUCUAUUCCGGAGCUAAACUCUUCUAUUUGUCUGGACUUAUCGGUGGACACUAUCUUAAGAAUGAAAUUCACAAUUUAUGUCGAUUUAUAUCAGUCAUCAAAUUCCGUCCGUUGCAGUGGAUUACAAGUCAUCCAUAUUUAAUUGUUGACAGAAUUGAAGACAUAACUAAUCAAGAAUUGAUUCGUCAAAAUCCUAAAUGCAAUCGAAAAGUCUGUCUUUUUGGUUAUUCUCGAGGAAGUAAUUUUAAGAGGAAUAAUGACAUUCACAUACCUGGUUGCGGGGAUUUUACAAUAAAAGAUAUAUCAUUUUUAUCUGAUCCAUGUCCUCUACCCGACAAAGAGAAGCGAAGAUCACUCAAUGAAAAAGAACGUCUUAUAUAUGCGCCGAUGUCUGGUGUCGGCGGUUUGGUCUAUGAUAAGGACGCCAUUUAUAUAGACUUAGGCGGAAGUCAUUCGCAUAAAGAUAAAACAGAUGAACACAAAGAACAUGACGAUGAAAUGGUCUCUUCUAUCAUUUCCUCCAAACAAACCAUUGAUGAAAAAAUGGCUUCAACUCAACUUCAAUUAUUUAGUAAUACAGUGCCUUCUUUGGCAUCAAAUGUGUUUAGUAAUGAAAGAUUCAGAAGGAAAGUCACGUUUAAUACCGAACUUAAUUUAGAUGAAUAUGAAGACGAGGCAAAUGAUGAUUAUUCAGAUGAAGAUAAUGAGAGUGAAAAUGAGCAACAAAUGGAUUUACAAAAUGAAGACUCCGAAGACGAUAUUAAUGAAGAAAUUAGUGAUUCAGAUGAAGUGAUUGAAGACGAGGAUGAGUUAAAUGUCUCGAAAUGGAAGAAUGACUUGUCAUCUAAAGCUGCAAAUGCUUUCUAUUCAAGACUUGAGAGAACAGAAAAUAUACAGAAAUUAGUUUACGGCGACACUAAUGACUUGAAAGAUGAUAACUAUUUUAAUGAUUACAAAGAACUUUCUGACGGUUUGUUUAAAGUGAUUGAGAAAAAACACGAAGAGAUGCAUAAAAUGAAGGCAACGCUAAAUUCAAUUGAAUGCACAAAAUUUCCAAAAGAAUUACUUAUUAAUUGGAACUCUGAUCGUGUAUUUGAUACCAUUAAAGAUUGUUUUGUUACCGGAAAGUGGGCCGACAAUGAAGAUGCGGCCAAACUAUUAGCCAUAGAUACGGAUCAGACAAUUGAAGAGAAAUCUGAUGACGAAGUGUUUGGAGAUUUUGAAGAUUUGGAAACUGGAGAAAAGUUUUUUGGAAAUGUGGAGGAAAAUAAUGAAAAGGAUAAAAAUGAUGGGAAUAAUGAUUCGGAUAAUGAAAUGCAAAAAUUGAUGGAAAAGAAGCGCAAAACGAAAGAACGAUUUGACUUAGAAUACGAUGAAAAGGAUGGAAAUGAAGAGAAAUCAUUUCUUGAAGUACAACGAGAAAAACUUCAGGAACAGAGUCGGUUAAAUAGAAGUGAAUUCGAGAACAUGAAUGAUGAACAAAGGAUUCAAUUUGAAGGAUUCAGAGCCGGAAUGUAUUUAAGACUUGAAAUCGAUAACAUUCCGCACCAAUUGAUCGAUAACUUUGAUCCCAACCAUCCAUUGAUUGUCGGUGGACUUCUUAGCGGUGAAACUAAUAUUGGAUACGUUAGAGUCCGGAUUAAGAAGCAUCGAUGGUAUGACAAGAUUUUGAAGUCUAGAGACCCGCUUAUAAUGUCAAUGGGUUGGAGACGCUUUCAAACACAACCUUUGUAUUCAACUCAAGACGACAACGGACGCAAUCGACUUCUCAAAUACACUCCACAACAUAUGCAUUGUUACGCUUCGUUUUGGGGUCCAAUUAGUCCUCAAAAUACAGGCUUUAUAGCCGUACAAUCGGUAUCGGAUAUAAUACCUAAUUUCAGAAUUGCCGCCACAGGUGUUGUACUCGACAUAGAUAAGUCUUCACAAAUCGUUAAAAAACUUAAAUUAUUGGGAACUGCUUUAAAAAUAUAUAAAAAGACUGCUUUUAUUAAAGGCAUGUUCAACACAGCUCUGGAAGUGACCAAAUUUGAAGGCGCAUCCCUUAGGACUGUCAGUGGCAUUAGAGGCCAAAUUAAGAAAGCUAUUCGCGCGCCUCCCGGAGCUUUUAGAGCCACAUUUGAGGAUAAAAUACUUAUGAGUGAUAUUGUAUUUCUAAAAACAUGGUAUACCGUAACUGUGCCUAAGUUUUAUGCUAUCGUGACUUCAUUAUUAUUACCACUAAAUGAAAAGCUUAAAUGGCAGGGAAUGAAAACUGUUGGACAACUUAGAUAUGAAUCGGGAAUACAAGCGCCCAAUAAUAGAGAUUCUCAUUACACACCAAUAGAGAGAAAGAAGUUUAACUUUAAACCAUUAACUAUAUCGAAGUCACUUCAACGAGAACUACCAUUUAAGGCAAAACCAAAACUUUUGCCUAAAAAGCAAAAUAAAGUAAAACGAGUGGCUGUUGUCAGGGAUCGGGAGGAACAACAAACACAUAAUCUGAUGAAAAUGAUUAGAGCAGCCCAUAGACAGAAAAUGAUGAAAGAAAAACAAGCAAUGGCUCAGAGAGUGGCCAAACAUAAGAAAGAAAUGAAUAAAAUACAGAAAGGAAGAGAAAACAAACAAAAAGAAACGAAAAAACGAAUAUUCAGUAAAUUAAGUAAAAAGAAGACUAAAGAAAAUAAUUAAAUAAUAA
Oppia nitens is the source of this 3405-nucleotide messenger RNA. Its product is annotated as ribosome biogenesis protein BMS1 homolog. Gene Ontology annotation, molecular function: GTPase activity; GTP binding; U3 snoRNA binding. Gene Ontology annotation, cellular component: 90S preribosome; nucleus. Gene Ontology annotation, biological process: endonucleolytic cleavage of tricistronic rRNA transcript (SSU-rRNA, 5.8S rRNA, LSU-rRNA); maturation of SSU-rRNA from tricistronic rRNA transcript (SSU-rRNA, 5.8S rRNA, LSU-rRNA); ribosome biogenesis. Lineage: Eukaryota; Metazoa; Arthropoda; Arachnida; Sarcoptiformes; Oppiidae. The transcript has 2 exons. The coding region runs from base 96 to 3398 and encodes 1100 amino acids. The record is from RefSeq and is a predicted model, not a curated record.